Gamsiella multidivaricata is the source of this 872-nucleotide messenger RNA. RefSeq names its product Cenp-O kinetochore centromere component-domain-containing protein. The coding region runs from base 258 to 704 and encodes 148 amino acids. Gene Ontology annotation, cellular component: Mis6-Sim4 complex; kinetochore. The transcript has 4 exons. The record is from RefSeq and is a predicted model, not a curated record. Lineage: Eukaryota; Fungi; Mortierellomycota; Mortierellomycetes; Mortierellales; Mortierellaceae.
UUUCGAACAUGGACUUGAUGCCAUGCGAAACCCCAUCUUCACUGCAGCUGGAUGUCGAGAUUCUGCGACAGGAGCGUAUGUUCAAGGACUUGCAUUGCUCGGCAGUUCGUCUCUCAGGCCUCGACUUGUAAUAGUGUUAGCUUACUUCUACUUUUAUUUGCCACCAAACCAAAGUGCUGACCCUGGAAGCAAAGCGUGAAGAGCUGUUGAAGCAGAUCGAAGAGGAGGAACAGGGAGUUAUUGAUGACAAAGCCUUGAUGUCCCCUCCAUCAAUUGUCAAUGACGACAAGGGCCAGAAAAAGAUGCAAGAAAUUAUCAUGGCGUAUCGACUGACUGGAAUUACGAUAUUCAAUGCGAACGAGAUCGAGGACGAUAUGUGGUCAAAAUAUCGCAUGGAUGACUUUCCCGCUGCGCCCAAGGAAAUUGGGAUUCGUUUCGAGACAUUCGCCAACGCAAGUUACCACGAGCCAUAUUAUGUGAUGAUUAGGAACAAGGAGAUAUCUAGACGCGUCGACAAGCAAGAGGGCCGGAACAAUCAAAAAAGCAGGAUCACUCUUCAGGUCUUCAACCAUACCGUUCCUCACUGGGUUCCAUUACGGGAGAUUGAGAGGAAGUACCUUAACCGCGACAUAACUAUGUUUAUUCGGAUAAUAUCUGAACAUCUGCAAGAGAUCGUUGGCGAAAGAGAAAGUAGUGUUCCAUAAGAAAGCCAAAGGAUAUCGAUUGCAAUUGUCAUUGACUGACCAGCCAUCCAGGCCGUCAGUUGGUCCGUCUCUGUUGAUGCUAUGAAUCUUGUGGAAAAAUAUCCACCGGUCUGGCCAUUUGAAGGAAGGUCUCGUCCGCCGGGUUUACAGCACCAUAAGUGUCGAAUA